Messenger RNA from Triticum dicoccoides, 943 nucleotides. RefSeq names its product glutenin, low molecular weight subunit-like. Gene Ontology annotation, molecular function: nutrient reservoir activity. The transcript is spliced from 2 exons. NCBI's taxonomy places the organism in Eukaryota, Viridiplantae, Streptophyta, Magnoliopsida, Poales, Poaceae. Bases 1 to 837 code for a protein of 278 amino acids. The record is from RefSeq and is a predicted model, not a curated record.
AUGAAGACCUUCCUCGUCUUUGCCCUCCUCGCUCUUGCGGUGGCAAGUGCCGUUGCGCAAAUUUCACAGCAACAACAACCACCAUUUUCACAGCAACAACAACCACCAUUUUCGCAGCAACAGCAAUCACCAUUUUUGCAACAACAACAACAACCACCAUUUUCACAGCAACAACAACCACCGUUUUCACAACAACCACCAAUUUCACAGCAGCAACAACCACCAUUUUUACAGCAACAACCAUUUUCGCAGCAACAACAACCACCAUUUUCACAGCAACAACAAAUACCAGUUAUUCAUCCAUCUGUUUUGCAGCAGCUAAACCCAUGCAAGGUAUUCCUCCAGCAGCAGUGCAUCCCUGUGGCAAUGCAGCGAUGUCUUGCUAGGUCACAAAUGUUGCAGCAGAGCAUUUGCCAUGUGAUGCAGCAACAAUGUUGCCAGCAGUUGCGGCAAAUCCCCGAGCAAUCCCGCCAUGAGUCAAUCCGUGCUAUCAUCUACUCUAUCAUCCUGCAGCAGCAGCAACAACAACAACAACAACAACAACAACAACAACAGGGUCAGAGUAUCAUCCAAUAUCAGCAACAACAACCCCAACAGUUGGGCCAAUGUGUCUCCCAACCCCAACAGCAGUUGCAGCAGCAACUCGGGAAACAACCUCAACAACAACAAUUGGCACAUGGUACCUUUUUGCAGCCACUCCAGAUAGCUCAGCUUGAGGUGAUGACUUCCAUUGCACUCCGUACCCUGCCAACAAUGUGCAGUGUCAAUGUGCCGUUGUACGAAACCACCACUAGUGUGCCAUUAGGCGUUGGCAUCGGAGUUGGUGUCUACUCAUAAGAAAAGAUCUCUAGUAAUAUAUAGUUGGAUCACCGUUGUUUAGUCGAUGGAUAUGUCGAUGUAGCGGUGACAAAUAAAGUGUCACACAACGUCAUGUGUGACCCGC